AGGGAUUGUGCGCUGCAUGCUGAUUCAGUAUCUCUCAUAAUGGAGCCACAAGGACAGCAUCCACAGCACGAGGGACCUCAUCAGAUUCCGUCCCCACUGGACGGCCUCCGUCGUAGAUGGCAAAAGGCACGUCGAGGCCUACGCGAGGCCCCGGCUCCAGAGGGGGAUACAGGAACAAGACGACAACGCCAAGAAGGUCAGCUUGCUGCCGAUGCACAGGCCCAACAUCACGUUCAUGGCAUUUGCUCCCAGCAAGUGUUGCAUCAGAAGGCCAAUUCAAUCGGAAAAACAGCAGAGGGUGCAGGCGCGUUGCUACUUCAAGACAGCAGCCGUAAAGAAUCUGUCGGUUCAGACACAGCAGGCAUUACUCAGUACGGAGGGCGGGGGCGGGAAAUAAGAACGCAUCGACGGCUUAGCACGGAAGGGGAGGUAGACGUGGCGGAAGACGACUUAUGCUGCUUUGAUUGGGGCCUGCUGAUCGAGCCGGUGACCAUGCUGUGCGGCCAUACUUUUUGCCGGCAUUGCGUGGGGAUUAUACUCGAGGACUCACAGAUCAAGACGCAGGGAGGGACCCCUCAUACACCUGGGGCGAUGAAAUGUCCCUUGUGCUGCCGUUCCCUCCCUGCUGUCUUGCCCCAGCCAAACGUCCGGCUACGCAACGAACUACGUGCAAAGUACCCGGAUCUAUACGCAUACAGAAUGGAGACAGUAGGCGCUGCUUUCGUGGAGAAGGAGAGCAAGAUGCGGAGACAGGGACAGAAGAGAGGCACCAUAAUGACGCCAGAGGACCUGGAAGGCUUGCUAGCGGCGCAUCAGCGUCGCGUCACGGCGGCAAGGCGGGAAGGUCUCGCGGGGGGGCAGCGCGCAGGGCCGAGGGGGGGAGGAAUUCUACGAUUCCUGCGCCGGCGCCAGAUAGACGCCCUGGCCGUGGGGGAGGAGGGAGAGGAGGAAGAAGAGGAAGAGGAAGGCGGGAGGAUGGCAGGGAUAGAGGAAGAGGAGGAGGAAGGGAUGGAGGUGGGGGAGGGAGACCCCGUGUUCGAAGCGGUGGAGUUGUUCCAAUCCGAGCUCACAAGGCGGGUGCCGUCGACGAAGACAGCAGGCGCUUGUCUUUCUGCCGGCUGA
Nannochloropsis gaditana CCMP526 is the source of this 1122-nucleotide messenger RNA. Its product is annotated as bifunctional apoptosis regulator. Gene Ontology annotation, molecular function: metal ion binding. The transcript has 4 exons. The record is from RefSeq and is a predicted model, not a curated record. Bases 40 to 1122 code for a protein of 360 amino acids.